AUGGAGGACGAUCCGCGGGAAGAACCCCGUGAGAUGGCCGCGGAGCCAGAGGAGACGAGGCUCAGGGAGCCUCCGAAGAUCAGGCGGCUGGACGAGUCGGUGGUAAACAAGAUAGCUGCAGGGGAGGUGGUGCAGCGCCCGGCGUCAGCUGUGAAGGAGCUGGUGGAGAACAGCCUCGACGCUGGAUCCACCUCCAUAUCCGUCGUCAUCAAGGACGGUGGUCUCAAGCUCAUACAGGUCUCCGACAAUGGACAUGGCAUCAGAGUAAGUGUAACUUGGGAUGAAUUCCUUCCUCCGACAAUACGUUGCGCAGAACGAGACUGUAAACUAAACUCGGUUCCUUUUUCCUGGUCAUUGGACCGCAACGAUCUUUUCCUUCAACUUUACGACGUAUUAUAUCUAGGAUCAUGAAAAACUGGCCCAAUGUGCUGCAGUUUUGUUUUUCCCAUUCUAUCUAAAUACAUUCGCCUCUUAAUGAUCUGAUCAGUGCCUGGCUUAACGCAUGCGUGAAAUAUGCACCAUGAGAUGCCUCUUGAUAACCAGUGCAUUCGUAAUGGAUCUUGCACAUGGAAGGGAUUAGAAUUCAGCUUCUGUGCAUUCGUUCGCGGAGAUUAUUGAGCUUUCUAGGUGGCUUUAUUGUCUAAGUGUUGAGGUUUCUUUGAUAGUAAUCGUAUGUAAGAUAACCCUGGAUGUUCUUCAACAUAACCUAUGUUUUUUCCACCAGAGAGGUCAGACAAGAUGAAAUAGGGGGAAAAUGACCUAGAAGUUGCUGAAAACAUGAUUCAUGAAAGCUAAUUUAUAAUUCUUUGAUGAUCAUACACAAACUAUUUAUCAGACGUGCUUAUGUCUCUGUUCUUGCUGUCCUCUUCUUAUUUUCCCAAACUAACACGAGCCAAUAAUUUAUCUAAAAUCCACAUUCGUGAUUAAGUGAUCAUACACAGUUGUGUCGGAUGCAUCGUUUCAAGGAACAGCCAACGCUGCAGUCUCUUUAAAAUUUGGUUUUAUCUGUAUUGGAUUCUUCAAACUUCUGAAGAUAUUUAUCCAAAUGUUCUAACAAGCUUGUAAGGAAGCUCUUAGGAAAUGCUACAGAUAGAGCCACUGCGACUUUUUUUCAAAGUAACAGCCUGUUGUUGUAUUCAUUUAUCUAAUAUUUCUUUGGCCAUUGGCUCAACAGUGGCUAGUACUAGGAGAAUCAAUGCAAAAAUAUAGAUUAAGAAGAUGAAAAAAAGAAUUACUCAAGAGAUUACGUUUUGAAACAAAACAAUGAGAGAACUAAUACCUCUCAGUGGAGAUUGGUUUUUGACGUCGUGAAAAAUGUAGUUAUACAUUCUUCUUUCUCAUGUUAUCAAAGACAUAGCUUAUUAAUAUGCUCCUACAUUUCAAAGGCACGCCAUCUCUUAUUGUUGACCAUCUCCCUUUCCCCCCACGAAUCCGUAUUCUCGUGGUGAAACAAUUGUGAUAGUACGAGGAUUUGCCAAUACUUUGUGAAAGGCACACCACAUCAAAGCUAUCUACUUAUGAAGAUCUUCAGACAAUAAAUUCCAUGGGGUUCAGAGGAGAGGCCUUAGCCAGCAUGUCCUAUGUUGGUCAUGUCAGUGUUACAACCAUAACUGAAGGACAGCUACAUGGGUAUAGGUACACGCUUUUGGAAAAAUUCUGACCCUGCUUCUGUUAUACGUGACUAUUUAUCUGUACCAGUAUUAUUUAUCUCUGACCUUCAAAUCUUUUAUCAGAGUUUCUUAUAGAGAUGGAGUGAUGGAACAGGAACCUAAACCAUGUGCUGCGGUUAAGGGAACCCAGAUUUUGGUUAGAUACAUUUCAUUUUGUCUCGAUUCUUUUCAUUAUGCAUUAAAUAUGUCAUACAAGUUAUAAUUUUGCUUUUCUUGUUUUUCGUAUCCUUUUUUCACGUUUCUCUUAAUAGGUUGAGAACCUGUUUUACAACAUGAUUGCACGUAAGAAGACUUUACAGAACUCUAAUGAUGACUAUUCAAAGAUAGUAGACUUGAUUAGUCGAUUUGCUAUACAUCACACUCUUGUGAGCUUUUCUUGCAGAAAGGUUAAUCACUCUCCCAUUCAGUGUUGUUACCAUUGUUAAUGACCCAAAUUUCUAAAAUUGUCUUGGCCAUGACGUUAUAAACUUGGUUACCGCUUUGUAUGGUACAGCAUGGUGCAAAUAGAGCAGAUGUUCACACUGUUGCUUCCCGUUCAAAAUUGGAUGCGAUACGAUCUGUUUAUGGUAUUUCUACUGCUCGUAGUUUGAUGGAGAUAACUGCUCAUGGUGAUGAUCCUGCUCGUUCUGUUUUCAAGAUGGAUGGUUUGAUUUCAAAUGCAAACUACACAGCUAAGAAGACCAUAAUGGUGCUAUUCAUCAAUGGUACGUGGUUAUUUAGAUUACAUGCGAAAAAAAUAGAAAAUUAGAAUUAAGUGUUGGAUUAAAUUCUUGCUUAUCGUCAGAUGUGGAUUGUGUAUAUAUAUAUAUUGUUUUUAGUUCAACCAACUGGAUUUAUUUUUUUUCGUUAUGGUGAGUAAAAGAGGACUUCGUACAAUGAAACGUUUUAUCAAUGAUAAGCCUUUUAUGGCAUCAGUUUGGAUUUGCCUAAUGUUUAGUCAUUAUGCAUAGCCGUUUGAUUUUUUCUUUGAAACUCCGAAAUGCCCGUCUAGUGUUACUACUAACGCUGUUAAAGUCGAAUGGUUAAGUGAUGAACUGACAUACAUGUGCCGUAAGUGAUUUGAUAUUUUUCUUUUAUAUGUCAAAUAUGGUUUAAGAAGUGGCGGGGUUGUUCUUUUGCAAAGUUCCUCUAAUUGGAAUGAUAAGAUUUGUAAAGGGAAGGUUGCUUCAGGUCACCUUAUAUGUUUGUGGUUAUUGUCCCUCUUACAGACUCAGAAACAUCGAACAGCCUUAGGUGGUUCAAAUCCUAUCAGGUUUCCUCUGAACCAUCCUAAUGAGAGCCCUCGACAAGUUUAUGAGAAUUUCAUAACUAAAAAAACUUCUCCAGGUUCAGCUGAUCCAAGUGCAGCCUGUAUGGAACAACAUGUUUUUACCUCCGUGCUUCAAAGGGUUUUCUCGUAUAGAAUGACUCCACUUUGCUUUGGUCAUUGUUCGAAAUUCACAUUUCAUUUCCUCCUCAAUUCUGAUUAUUUUUUCUUAGUACUGUACUGUUCUGCCAGCCUUCUAGUAGAUACUGUUGGAUUCAUUUUUGCCAACUGUAGUUGCUUUCAGAAGCAUAUUCGGUGAACCCUUGGGUUUUCUUUUUUUCAAGAUCUCUCAGAAAAUGUUGUGGAUGCUUGUUUCUAUGUAACUGUUCCAUUAAGAGUGUGUCAUGACUUUUUUUUUCUUUUUAUUUCAGAUAGGUUGGUGGAGUGUACUUCUCUCAAGAGAGCCAUAGAAGUUGUGUACUCCGCAACUCUACCCAAAGCAUCAAAACCUUUCAUUUAUAUGUCUAUUAAGCUCCCAUCUGAGCAUAUAGACGUAAAUAUUCACCCCACAAAAAGGGAGGUAUUGUAUGCUAAAUACCUGUCUGCUAAACUAACCAGGAGCCUGAUAAUAUUCUGAAUAUUAUAUUUGGAAGUCUGUAUUUCCACAGCACAUUCCUAAUGCAGACGGCAAAAUAUUAUAACGUUUAGCCCUUAAAUAUAACUGGUUAUGUUUUGACACGUUUGUUUUCAUAUGCCUUGAGAUUUGUAUUUCAUGUUGUUUUCCAGGUAAGCCUUUUGAAUCAAGAAUGUAUUAUUGAGACCAUUCAGAAUGCAGUGGAGAGCAAGCUGUUAAGUUCCAAUACCAUCAGGACAUUUAACUCUCAGGUUCAAAUUAACUCCACUACAAAUGCGUAGUAGUAACUGAGAUAUGUUUGUCUGAACUCCGGAUUAUUUCCUAGUGCUUGUCGCUGCUCUGCUACCUCCCUUGUUUCUUCAUCAUUUAUCUUAAAGAUGCCCAUUUUAUGGACAUUUUUGUAUGAGGGGGGCAGCACAUCUUUCCCAGGCUUCCAAAACCUAUGUGGUGCAUCAUGUCUUACACUUGUGACAGUGUGACAGGAUGGAAAUGGAGCCAUGACAUCUACUAAAAGCAUCUGCUGAUGAUCAAAUAUCAGGGCCGGGUUAUUAAAGAUCGCCAUGCUGAUUUACGGCAGAAUCAAAUUCAGGGAAGAUGAGAGCAGCCUUCUUGAGGAAUCCUGCUGAUGUGGGUGGGAGAUGGGGGACCAGUGUUAGCUAUGGGACUCACGGUGAAUGGAGCUCGUGGUAUUCUUUCUACUUGCCCCGUGAGGGCUUCCAAUUGGCUCAAGAAACAGUGGUCUUGCUGUCUUUGCCGCCUGGUUAUUGUCAAGCAGACACCACAUUUGCAUCACCAUUUCUGAUAAUAGAUUUUGGAGCCAAUAUAACUUUAGUUUAUUGACUCUAUGUACAUUGUGAAUAAGAAUAUAGGGUAAUACACCGAUUACAGGGCAGACAGACCUAGUUUGCUUAUUUUGGAGGUUAAUAUAUCAAAUACUGUAGAUAGUCUGGUAUGUACACAAAAACCCCAUAUUACAGUGACUAUGCGAAUGGAGCAAACAUCCAAUCUAGAGUGCAUUGUACGUAUGUUUCUUGGGGCUUGAUCGUUGUAUGCAAGCAUAUGUUUCUUAGCUUGUGCAUGUCUGCAUUUCCGAAAACAUCUUUCUGCUGCUGAACUUGCUCUGAAAUGCUCUGGUUCGGUACUGAAAUAUCCGAGUUCAAGCAGAAUUAUUGUCACCCUACACCCAACAAAAAAGAUUAACUAAAUUCAGGCAUACUGCUGAAUGAGAGGAGAUCUCAGAAAGAGGUUGAAGAUGAGGAACAUUGAGGCUACCUGACGUUUUUAGUCGAUCUGAAUCCCAUCUCCUUCACUUUAAAAACAAGGCCUGGAUGAAAUCAUGUUUAUCCGCCUGAACCAAUAUGGAUCAGGUGAUUCUGAACUAAUUCCGCUGAGUAUUCUCUCAACCUCCUUAAUUCCUAUUAUUAUAAUCCACAUUAAUAUAUGGCUUUGUGGUCUCCUGACAUCCAUUCAGUAUAUGGAUUACACAACCAAACUGCAGCGCAUGUGCUUGGUUGUUAUUGGGUACCCUUAGCUUUUAUUCCAAGUCUAAAUGCAGCUAUUUAAUCAUAUCCGUUCUUAGUUUUAUUCUGAUAUUUUAAACCUCAAUGGCAUCCUAUGAUCUGAAAGUAGUUAGUUUUCAUCACCCAGAUACGGAAUAGUUUCAAUGUACGUUUGCUGAUGUGUUUGACUGAGUUGUUUAUCCUGGCUUUAGUCAUUUUUCUGGGUGCACUCAUUAUACAUUACACAUCCUUGAUUCACAUUCUUUUAACAAUCUAAGGAUUUAUCUUUUCUUGCAACAAUUUAGUCACGAAUUCUGGUCUAUUUUACAGGCAAUCAAUUCGUCUACUAGUUUUAGUGGAAACAAGGAUGUACAACUCAAGUCAUUCUCUGGUAUAUUCCUGCCAAAGUAGUCAGGUUAUUACUUGCGUUUUGAGCCUUCAUUUCCAUUUUCAAUGCUUAUAAAGUCCAUUUGAUGAUGUAGGAACAAAAUCUUCCAAAACUCCUGUCCAUAAAAUAGUGAGGACCGAUUCACGGGAUCCUGUUGGGAGAUUGCAUGCUUAUUUCCAAGAUAAGGAUGCAUCACAAAAUGAAAAGAGACCUGACUUGUGUGCUGUAAGGUAUCUUAAAAUUAUUAUAUCUGUCCAAGAUUAUCAAAAUGACAAUUUUCUGGAGACAAAUAGAUGUUUACUGAGUAACAUAUCGCUAAAAUGCUCUGGUUUGUCUAUACUCUAAUCUACAUCUUCUUGCUGUAAUGUCCUUUAUGAUUGUAGAAUUUUCUUCUUCACUCUUCCUCACGGUAUAUUCACUGUAACUGUGAUUUGGGAUUCCACUGAUCUUGUCCUGGAUACAGGGGUUACCAUUUUUAAAUGUCCAUAUUCCACUGUAGCUCUUACGGUUAUGUAAAAGGCUCCUCAGGUCUUAUAUUCUGAUCUUGCAUUUAAAUUGGGCAGUACAGUGAUGCAUUUUUUGGUUGAUAUUUAUUCACAUUAUCCUCCAAAAGAAACGCAUAGCUGGUUUUAUGUUGACGAAUGCUUGAGUGCACAAAAUGCAAGGGAUGAUUGCAUAUGCUACAGAAAAGGGAAAAAAUUAAAUGGCAUAUAGAUAUGGGGAGUAGUACAAUGUAACACCCUUGGUUGCACUUUAAAGAGAUGUAAUUUAUCUCCCAUGUCAGAAAUAUGGCAGUUAGUAUAUGAACUCCCUCUUCGUGCGCUAUGUUUCAGUUUCUCUUUGGUCGUGCCAUUUUUUUGGGACUUCAUGGUAGACUAAGUUACUCUUUGCUUAUUUUUUCGGGCAACAAUUACAGGAGUGCUAUAAGACUGAGAAGGAACCCCAAAGAGACAGCAGACCUUAGUAGCAUCCAGGAACUUCUCAGUGACAUUGACUCAGAUGUUCAUUCAGGUGGUUCGGGAUACUUUUUUAAAGACACUGCAUAGAAAUAUAAACUUAUGCAUAAUUAUUUCCAAUCAUGCCAGAAAAUUACCCUUAAAACUGAAUCAUGUGUACUGUCGUGAUGUUGUGCUGAUAUGUUUGCCUGUUUGUCAUGAUAGGUUUACUGGAAAUUGUGAGAGAUUGCACAUAUGUUGGGAUGGCAGACGAUAUUUUUGCAUUGCUUCAACAUGAAACCCGCCUAUAUCUUCUCAAUGUUGUGAACGUGAGGUGCUUAGUUUUGCUUGUUUUUUCUGCAUUUCUCUUGGAAUUGUAUGCGUAUCUAGAAAUUGAGAUGAUCAUUUCAAGAUUUAUGCGUCCUCCUCUUAUUUCUCGUAAUUUUAUUUCCUAUUAUUCCUUUAUUUACUUGUUGCCUUCCAUAUCUUCCACCUUCGAGAGGGGCAAGAAUGCUAAAUCGGCCUGUGAGGUUAAACUUCCUUAUAAACAUCUAGUGGUAUGAAAUAUUUAAAUUACUUGAAUCCUUCCUGGUUUUAAGACCAAACUCUGUACAGUGUUUUUUGAAUAUCAUUCCAGUAAACAAUCUCAGAAAUCGCUCAUCAUGAAUUCCAUGAAAAUACAUUUAGAAUGUUGUGCACUCGAGUUUUUUAGAAUGUCACAGGGUUUGCUAAAUUAAAGUUCGCGACGUAAGAUCUUACAGAAUGAUUUGACUGUAAGAUACAAUUGAAAAGCUCUAAUGUGAUAUCAGGAAUUUUGAAGGGUGAUGAAGAAUAGAAGAUUUGCACUCUUUGAUCCUUUAAAUAGGGGCUGUCUGCAGACAAGAACACUCCAGAUGGUGGGAGAUUUAACGUCUCAUCAAGCCAACACCCACAACAUCUAUUUACAUGCAAAUACCUACCUUAUCAUUAGUCAGCAUCCUUAUAAUUCUGUGCCCAAUAAAAAAAAUUAAAAAAAUCGUAGGAAAAGAUCUAAACACAGUGGUGACUUAACGGAAAACUAUUCCUUAAUGAAUAAAUUCCAGAUCGAUGUUAUUGGGGCCAGGUAUCCAAUAACCUCACUCUGGACACCAACCUCCUUCAACACGACAGGAGUAACUUUCUUGUUUGAUUGAAGAUAAGCAGUUAUGUACAAUGUUAUGCGAAAGUGACAAAAGCUAGCUUCUUUGAUAACAUUUCUUUCGACGGAUAAGCUUGAUUCUUCAAAUGUGAGAUAAUAAUCAUGUUCUGACUUGUCCCAUUCUAAGAAAACUAUGCUUGGGUAUUGUGUAGCUUUUUCAAUGAUUCGAUGGAAACUUUUUUUUGUUGGCAGCAGAGAACAUAAAAUAACUGGAUUGAAUUUUUUCCUCUUACCAGCAAGGAACUUAUGUACCAGCAAGUAAUACGAAGAUUUUCCCAUUUCAAUGUCAUACAGCUCAGUGAUCCAGCUCCACUUCCAGAUCUAUUACGUAUGGCACUAAAAGAGGUAGAUGUUGAUCCUGGAGAUGAUGAGAAUCGUGAAACUAUGGAAAAGAUUGCUGAGGUAAAAGAUUACCCUAAUUCCAUUUUCGAUUGCUGAAAGUUAUUGGGUUAAGUUAUUCAAAGAAAGUUAUGCAUUACUGCGGCGUAUUGUGUCAAUUUUAGUUAUCUAUGGGUAUGUUUUUUUGGAUAGCAGUCAACAUAAUUCCAAUGUCUUGGAUUUGGGUUAUUCAUUAUUUAUUUCAAUUAAAAUAUUAAUAAUAGCUUGAUAUUAUUAUUUAAGAAUCCAUCAAAAUCUUCAGUAGGUGUGUUUAUUUUAGAAUUCUACUUCACCGAAUAGGCUGAACCAUAUAGCUGCUUGAUCAGUUCGGUCAUCGCAAAUUCAUUGGGAAAAAAACCUCUAAUGAAUUUAUCUAAACCGAGGGAACGUGGGAUUUGUCCUGUCAAUACUAGAAAUGUGAUUUUGAUGUUCUGUUCAGUUAUCAAUAAGUAAUUCACGAAAAGUACGGUGGCUUAUCCUUCGUGCAACUCUUUGGACCAUUUAAAAUGAGCAGAACACCAUUUACACAUCUGAACACCCAUUUCUAUUUUUUUUAGCUAGGGUGGGAGAUUAGGAAAGAGUGUUUCAGAAUUAGGAGUCAUUUUUCGUAUCUUUGGGAAAGAGGGUAGACUUGGUGUCUGUUACAUAUUUUAUGGCCCUGUGUAUUUUUUAUGCUUUAUGAAUUUGUGGUACUAUUCACUUUCAAAUAAAGAACGGUGUGUAUACUCCUUGUUCUUUGGAAUUAUGUUUUAUCUAACUAUCUAUGAAUAUUCCGGUAAAUAUUUAUGCACUAAUAAUUAUUUUUUUCUCACAUCCAUGGUUUACGUGCCAUUUAUAGACGAUGCAUUGUGUUUUCGUGCUUGGCAGUGUGAGAAAUAAGUAGCGAAUUCCAUUGCACCAUGUUUGGAUUUGAUUUGGGAAAUGAUCAAGGAACUUUCUACAUUUAGCCCACCCUUGAUAGUCUGUCAUUCACAAAUGCAAGAGGUAUUAUAUUGAUAUCAUGCUGGUACUCUGAUAGCUUAUCAUUAUCAUGUUAUUAUCGUGCCACUUUAAAAUACGAGAGUUACUAUAAUGCGUCAAUUAGUGAUAUUAUAGUGCAUCAGAAAUUAGUAGUUUUUUUCGUUGUUGUUACUUUAUUGCUAAUAUUCUUUAAUGUAUUUGUUGAGCAAAACAUGACUUUAUCGUUAUGUGAGGUAGAUCUGUUUGUCAUUUAUUCUGUGGCAGGGAUGGUAAGCAUUGCUUCUCUAUCAUUAAUGGAUAGGAUUCGUUACAUUUUCUGCAAAUGGUAGCCACAGAUGUAAAACUGUCUCAUUCAACGUUAUGUAUUUUAGAUGAAUACUGAGUUGCUCAAGCAAAAGAGCGAAAUGCUACAGGAGUAUUUCUGCAUUCACAUCGAUCAGCAGGGGAACUUGUUGAAGCUGCCUGUUGUCCUCGAUCAGUACACGCCUGACAUGGACCGCGUUCCUGAAUUUUUGCUUUGCCUGGGAAACGAUGUACGCUUGAUACUCCUCAUUUUCCCUGCUUUUUUAUCUGCUAACUCAUAGAUGAUAGCACAGACAAUCACUAUGUAUGGAUAUCCCAGUAAAAAAAGUCAAAAGUCAUCAAACAUGUCCUUGAGCAGAACGCCUUCGGGGUGUUUAUAUAGGAUAAGAGUUGAAAUUUAAGCUCCACUAAUAAGAUCAUUGAACUGCAAGCUCACGCCAUGUUUUGAUGUGUGCUGGAUCGAGAGCUUUUAUGGGCUGGUUUGUACAUCAUUAUAUGUACUCUAUUUUUCGUGUGAUGUUUUGACAUUUGUAGGUUGAAUGGGAUGAAGAGAAAAAUUGUUUCCAAACAAUUGCUGCUGCUCUUGGCAACUUCUAUGCAAUGCAUCCUCCUCUUCUUCCAAACCCAUCAGGCGAUGGGUUUCAUUUCUACAAGAAGGAUAAACAGGACGACAGUAGCAAUCAAGAUGAAAAGCACGGUCAAAGUAAUGCAGGUAUAGAACUCCCAGUGAAUAAUCUUUUCCAAAGAUUCUUGCAUCUGAUUCCUCCCUGAUUGUAUUAGACCCAUGUAGCAAUUUUUUACGAACAAAAGUCUAUGCUUCAGUGGGUAUGAAGAAGUACAAAGAAUGUGUGAUCCACUAACGAAUCUGUUCAGCAUUUCCUUCUUUUUUCAUUUUGUUCUGGUUUCUUGUCCAGGAUCAAAGUUUUAACAACUUUCCGAUUGUCUUCUUUUUACCUUUUACUUGAUGUAGAAGGUGGACCAUAACUAGUUGUGUUCAUCAAUUUUAAAUUCAUCUUUCAGACUGCCGGCAGUUGAUCUUUGUCAACGUUUUUGCUUAUGUUUUUACUGUCAAGCAGAGGUCAAAGACGGUGAAGAAGAUAAUGUGGACCACCAAUUACUUGCAGAAGCAGAUACAGCAUGGGCUCAGCGAGAGUGGGCAAUUCAGCAUGUACUGUUUCCUUCCAUGAGACUGUUUCUUAAGCCACCCAAGUCCAUGGCAACUGACGGGACAUUCGUUCAGGUUUUUCUUUUUCCUUUCUUCCCCAAAAUAUAAGCCAUUUUCUGUGCGCAUGAAGUGCGACUCAUGCUAACUUAAACAUAUAGGCAUGUGAAUACAAUAUAUAUAUAUAUAUAUGUAUAUAUACGGCUGUAUAUGUUGCUUCCUGAAUGAUAAAAUUUUACCUACUUGUGGCUCUGUCAGACUGGUACCUAUAGUUUAUAGGAUCAUAUUUUUUAUCCCCCUGAAUCAAUCAGCACGAACGCCUUGCGGCUCCAUGGCUCUUUAUUCUUGAGUUUUAUUAUAUUGAACUGUGCUCGAACUGAAAUGGGAAACUUAAGAUAAAUUUUAGUCACCUUGUCUCUGUCGCUCUGGGGCCUAUAGUUUCUAUAGUUGCAGUUUUAUAACAUUAUACUAUGUUUGAACUGGAAUGGGGAAAUUUAAUAAUUCCAAUGAAUAUUGCAUAAAAAUAGCAUCCUUAUGAAUUACGUUCAAUUUUCUUUUAUUCAUGUUCCAUUUAUCAUUUGGUGCAUUAUAUGGAUGGUUCUAGAAGCUGAUGGGCCUCCUUUGUUGUUCUGACUUUUGAUAGGUUGCCUCCUUGGAGAAGCUCUACAAAAUCUUUGAAAGGUGUUAG
Messenger RNA from Spirodela intermedia, 11040 nucleotides. Lineage: Eukaryota; Viridiplantae; Streptophyta; Magnoliopsida; Alismatales; Araceae. The record is from the annotation of a GenBank genome assembly.